GAAGAAGAAAAGUGAGGACCACUUUCUCGUCGCACGAAACAAAUAUCAUGAUGACGUCCUCACGACUAGUGCAACUCGCGACAUGUGCACUGUUGUGGUGGGUGCCGUUCCUGGAAGUCCAUGUGAGCUUCUACCUUUCCCUGCUUGCACAUGUAGUUACUAUUCCCCGAGCGGUUCGUGCCUCGAGCAGCUCGACGACCCAAAAGAGUUCAACAGCAGCUGCAAACGAGCCCCCAGCACUACCUCUGCACAUUUUCGCGCUUGGCGAAUACGAACAGAGAGGCCCCAAUCGGAUAGACCUCAAGAGUUACAUGAGGCUUAACAUCGAGACGUGGAAAAAGCACCUGACGGUUGCAGAUGCGAAGAGCGGCAGGAUUUAUGUUGAACCGAAGAUUCACUUGCUGAAUGACCGGAACAUGCGAAAAUUCAUACCGGAUUUUAUGCUUGAAAGAAGAAGAACAAUACGAGUACUGCAUAGGUAGCAGUAGAAGUAGAAGUAGUACAAUUCAGGUUCAAGCAUCCACCAUGAUCUGUCUCCCUCUAACAUCCUACCCGAAGAAUAUUUCCGUCUUCCCUAUUCGGCCGCCAAGAGUGACGCAAUGCGCUAUGCCGUGCUCUAUUGGCUAGGCGGCAUCUACAUGGACACAGAUAUCCUACUGCAGAAGCCUAUCCAUCCAAAACUAGUCUUUAAGGCUUCCAGCACUAAUUGUUCGUCAGAAAUGCACAUUUGCUUCUAUGUGUCUUCGUUUUCAAGGGAAUAAGACGGCGCGUAAGCGUAUGCCUUUAUUCAAGAAGACGAAUAUUUAGGUGUAAGCUCUAAAGUCGUCGCACUCUUGUUGCCACCAACGGUACCUAGUGAGCGAGAGGAGUGGAGACACCGGUUUGCAACGUUGAAUAUGGAAAACAAUCAGUUGUUUCGUAUGGAGGAGGAUGAAAGAAUGAGGAACAAGAAGAUGCUGAACAAAGGUACUACUAGUACUACAUCAACUCAGGCAAGUGGAAGUGGAAGCAAAAAGGAAGACGAGCAAGUGGCUUCAUCUGGUGCAGUGCUAGAAGAAGUUGGCCAGUGGGAUGGAAAGAAGCAUACGAAACAGAAGAAAUACGGUAUUCGUCGUCCAAUAGACCCUGACUCUUUGCCGUCUUACAAGGAUGUUUUGGCGUAUUAUAGCGAUUUUGUGAAGAGGAGUGGCAGUGGGAGGACGAGUCAAAUAAGGAAUAGUAGUACCAGUCAAAUAAGGGAUACUGGUAGUACCAGUCUAGUCGAAGAACAAGAACAGCAAGGUGGUCAACAUCAAGAACAAGAACACCACACUGUUGACCACGACCUACGUCCAAUCGAACUCUUCUCCUAUGAAGCCGACGGCCAAGACUGCAAAAAGGCAGAUUAUUCGAGCAAUUUCGUUGCAGCAUCAAGAGGGUCCAUGUACAUGAAGCGAGUAUGGGAAAGACAGAAGAUAUGAUCAUGUUAUUCGAAAACUCAAAAUAACCGAGUUACUGACUGAAAUAUGGGAGGCAGCUUACUAUCGAGGCUACCCUUCCUUCUCAUCAGUAUCUCGGUUAUUCUGAUCAGUUACUUGCUUAUUUCAGUUUUUCGAAUAGGUAAAUGAAUGAAUGACAUGUGGUACUAGUGCUGGUGGUUCAUUUUCGACUUUGGGAUCAUGUCUCAACACUCAGCUCCUCUUGUUGUUAUCACGGUUAUCAGCAUAAGAUCUUAGAAUUUUACUACUUAGGAUUCACAGGAGUGGGUCACUGCUGUCUUCGUUCAUAGCAGUGAGCAGUUGGAAUAAUGAGUCCUCAUCUCAUCAUGAAGCUAAGGGAUUUUUCUAACCUUUGCUCAAAUGACCCAGCAUUGCGGUUCCCAGCAGGAAAUGAAGUUGGAAUCCAAGGUCUGCUGUCUAGACGAUCCAAGUACGCAAUGCCACGUACCCUGGUCAGCACUUGGAGAACGUACUUCACACCUAGUUGGGUUUGGGAAUGUGCAGAUGAACUUUGUCAAGUCUCCUCGUCCUCAAGAAGGAGCUUCAUCUUCGUCCUCCAAGACGAACGAGGAGGUACUAAAAAAGAGACAACAUGUUGAUCCUAUAGCACAUUUAGAACUGAACAAAACAAAAGGUAGUGGUAGUGGUGGUGGUGCAAAGCAAAACUAUCAACAUCAAGAAGGACUACAUCAGAGUAGUAGCACGGACCCUACACUACAUGAUAAAGAAGCUUUGGAAGUUUAUCCACCAGAAAAGAUGACACAGUUUUUCGCGAGAGUACCAGAAGAUGGGCAUCUUUCAUCUGGUAAAACAGUAGUUUUUCCACCAUUUAUGUCCCCAAAGGACCUAGAAGUCCAAAAGCAGGCACAGUUCUCCUUGUUGGAUGCAGAUGAAGAAGAUACGUAUUCAAACAGCCGUCUUCUGUUGCAAAGAGAAGAAAAAGCUGUUGUUCCUUCUGCUGCUAAAUCGACACCAUGGAACAACGAGAAUAACAGAAAUUCCGAAGACCUCGUCAACGGAGCGCCAGAAGAUUCAACUUCCAUCGUCGUCUGUUACCCAAACGAGGAGAAUUUCGUGCCUAUUCCCUACGAGAGUUUUUACCUCCCAUUAGCACAACUGAACGAAACGACACGACUCUCGCAUCCGAACCCCUUGACGCGAACGGGGUAUCACCUGUUCAAUUCCAUAGUCAAUCAUGGAAAGCGGCCCUGUGAGCAGUUGUUGGUAUGGCGAUUAGGUUGAUACCUUUGAUUCGUUAUUUAACAGUAUAAGAUACAACAACUCCUUGGCUUAUCCUUUCUUUCAGACAGGAAGUGGUAAUUUUCACAUGACACCAAGAUCUCGAUCAGUUCCACUUUCGUGUCUUUCCUAUCCCUGCUUACGACCAAACCCACCACUAUCCCCAAUAAAGCGCAACACUCUAACCCCCAACGCCACCCUUCUCACUGGCUUGCUCUACCACCAAUCGCUUUCGUUGACGGGGCCAAAAAAGUAUAGCAAAGACGAGCUGUGGUCCAUCUGUCGUGGAGAUUUUGCCAAGAGGGUCAUGAGAACCGACCCUGCAACAGGAGGAAAAAUUUUGUUAGAGAUCUUGGGGUGAGGAGCAUCAUCAUGGGAGAUUUUGGAGGAGAUAUUGGUUUUUUUAUUGGGAAUCUAGGAUUUUCAUUUUGUGUCCUGAAUUUUGCAUAGGCGUCUGCGAAACACAAAGAUGAGUGGUCUCUGACACAAUUAUUUAUCCUGUCAACUCACGACCUUUCCAAGAAAACACAAAAUAUGAUGCUGAGUAAUGGUCAGACCCAGAGUUAAGUACACAAACAUGAGCAGUCAGGAACAG
Amoebophrya sp. A25 is the source of this 3312-nucleotide messenger RNA. The record is from the annotation of a GenBank genome assembly. NCBI's taxonomy places the organism in Eukaryota, Dinophyceae, Syndiniales, Amoebophryaceae.